AUGAAGUUCCUUGUUCCUCUUUUUCUCACCAUCAUCGCCUUCUCGAAUUGCGAAGAUCUUCAAGUUCUUGUCAAAAACUUCGAAGCCAAGAUCAGAUCCCUGAUCGAUGCUAAGAACUUCGACGGUCUUGCGAAAUACAUCCAUGAACAUCCAAAAUUUUGGAUUGCAAAAAUAGCUCCAAGAGAUAAACAGGAGAUUAUCGAUUGCUUGAAAAAUGGAACUUUUAUUCUGUUCAAUGGUGUUGGUCCGAGUGAUAUUCCCAAAAUCGGAUUUGAGGAACCGUCUCAAACGGAUUCACGUAUUGGUGUUUUUCGAAAUAUGACAGAUGGAAGAGAAGUAGAUUAUAAGCUCAGAAAACAAAAUGGAACCGAGUUUGGAUAUCUCAUUCAUGACUAUAUUGACUAUAAGGCAUAA
Messenger RNA from Caenorhabditis angaria, 414 nucleotides. Lineage: Eukaryota; Metazoa; Nematoda; Chromadorea; Rhabditida; Rhabditidae. The record is from the annotation of a GenBank genome assembly.